AGGUCUUGAAUCACACAUAUAGACACACACCGGAGCGAAGAAGAGUCCUAGAAAAGCCACUUGUGUCCACAUGCCAUAAACCUUGCUGAGUAAAACCAGACUAUUUUUUCUGACAAAUUGUGAGGAGUUACAUAAUUUCAGUGCCUACUUCAUGUGGGAAGGAGGAGAGACUGUUUAACAAGCAGUGAACGGGUGGAAAGGUUGCACUCUGAGAUCAUGAAGAUACAUGUGGCUGGAUUUUUCGCUGGGCUCUUCGGUGCCUUGGCAACUCUGUUCAUCCUCCUGUCUUUUGGCACGGACUAUUGGCUCCUGGCAUCUGAGACCUGCAAUUCAUAUUCAAAUAGUCCAGUUACUUCUGAGCGAGGUGAUAUUCUUGUCAACCAGGUUCCCGACCCCAAUAGUGAAGCCCCGAACUUCACCUUUCAUCAUGAGGGCUUCUUCUGGCGCUGUACCUUCGAUGACGUCAUGAACGAUGGCAAUCUGUGGAAGUUCUGGUUUGAAAAUCAGCCGCAUGUAAGAGUAUGCAAACCUGCAUAUCUUCUGCCCUUUCCAUUCCCUGACCAGUCCUACAACACUACCAGCUAUCAGACUGCUAUAAUCUACAGAGGCUUCUGGAGCGUCUCCAUGUUGGUUGGUGUGGCUGCUGUGGUGGCCGGCGGUUUCAUUAUCAUCUGUGCAGCUCCAUUCGCCAGUCAUCGCCUUUAUAAAGCAGGCGGUGGACUCUACCUCAUUUCAGGUUUCUUCGUUUUAGUUGUCACAGCGAUGUAUGUUAUCUGGAUAGAUGUUCUGGAUGUAAUAAGUUUAUAUACGGAGUAUCAGAAGUUAAAUAAGUGUGCAGACUUCGAGCUGAAUAAGACUUACGGCCUGUCCUUCAUGUUUGCUCCAGUCGGCGUGUUCUUCUGUUUUCUGUCUGGUCUUCUCUUUCUAGUGAUCGGCCGCACAGACCAUCAUCAGUACAACUGAUAUACUCAUGAAUGAUGGUAAUCAUCAGAAUGCAUUAAAGGGAUAGUUCACCCAAAAAUUGAAUUCUGUCAUCAUUUACUCACCUUUCACUUGUUUAAAUCCCAAAAGAAAACACAAACGUAGAUAUAUUUUUUUUAAAUGCUGGUAGCUAGCACCAAUUGCAAUCCAUGGUCAUUUCUUUUGUUACUACAGAAAUCAAUGGGUGCCAGCAACUAGCAUUUUUCUAAAUAUCUUCUUUUUGUGUUCAACAGAGAAAGGAAACGGGGAGAGUAAAUGCUGUGGUAAUUUUGAUUUUGGGUGAACUGACCGUUUAAAUAUCUAUAACAUGUUUGGGAUGUGUUGACUUUAUGACAGGCUGAUGUGCAGACUCUUAUAGUAUUUUUUAUAAUUUUUGUUUUGGUUGCUUCAGUUUUUGGCCAUCAUGUGUGCUUUGAGCAGUACUGUAAACAGUGAUCACGAAUGGUUUGGGAACACUUCAUGCAUUAGUUUUUGUGGUUAUAGUAUUGCACACAUGUGUCUUUAAAGAACUGCUGCAUUUUUAUAUUGCCUGGGGAGGAAUAUCAUUUUGCCUGCUUUUUAGAUUUGCAUUUACACUUUCUGUUUUGAUUAUUAAUUGAUUAAUGCAUUAAGUGUUUUCCACCCUCAAUGCUUUUAAAUAAUCUGCAAUGUACUGUAAAAAUGUAUAUGAUCAAUCAGUCCUGACAGCAUAUGUUUAAGGUCAUUGUAACUUAUUAAACUAAGUUAAUCAUGUUCUAACUUAAUUCUA
Molecule: messenger RNA, 1729 nt
Organism: Danio rerio (zebrafish)
Lineage: Eukaryota; Metazoa; Chordata; Actinopteri; Cypriniformes; Danionidae
Gene: tmem182a
Product: transmembrane protein 182a
Cellular component (GO): membrane; plasma membrane
Source: RefSeq, marked provisional